ACUCUGAGAAACAUUUCAGAUCGCCCAGUAAACUUUGUUCACAUUUUCACUCACUGUUCCGGCACACACACAAUCCCAGUCAAAAUGGCGUGCAAAAAGAAAACCAAGCUGUGGGAACCAAUGGGCAAGGAUGAAUUGAAGAGCACCACACAGGCGAUGCUCGAGGAGGGCGCUAAGGGUUUAAGGACGAUUUCUACGCAGCAGAAAAAGCUGGUCAACUUUCAGUCGUUCAAUAUGGAUGAUCCCCGAUACGGCAUUUCAAUAAUAGAGGACACUAUGGAACCCCCCAUGUUGUCGAGCUACACAAGGCAAUACUCCCAGCCGUAUCCAAAUCGCUGUAAGCCCUUUGUUCAAAAGACCGAAACACCAGAUCCCUUAUUCAAUCGAAAGCCGAAAAACGAUUUUGAGUUUGCCACGGGCCUGGAUUUUAAGUUUCUUGAUGAUCAUAUGCAUAAUCUUUCCGAAUCACGCAAGAAGGUUAACUUCUUCAGGCAACUGAGGAACCAGUCAUUUCUUCUGUAUUGACAUGGGCCAUAUUUUUUCGAUCUAGAAAAACUUAAUUUGUAACAAUUUGAGUCCAUCAUCGGCAAAGUCACGCAACGUGGCUCCUAUUUUAAGAGCUUUCAAUUGUGCCAUGAUUAUAAAUUACCCCUCAUUAUUUUCCGAGAAAAAUGUGUCAAUUGCAUUUUCCAUUACCCCUUCGUUUUCGAUAGAAAUCAAUUAAUUUUGCAUAAAUAAACUCUAUUGUCGGCGUGGUCAGGGAAGCGGCAUGUGCUUGACUAUUAUUAGGUUAUAGCUGGUACACUUUUCUUGGAAAAAUAGCAAGCAAAUUGCAAUUAAUAAUGCAGAAGGCAGAAGGCAGCGAGCCAAGUCCGAUACUCGGCCAUUGCUGCGAUAUUCGCCGCGGGCACUGCCAUUGCUGCCAAUUUGCAUAAAUGCUAGAAGAGCUCUCCCGUUGGCCAGUGGGAUGUCGGGCAGCAGGAGGGUGGUGUCAAACUAAUGGCAGUCUAUGACAGGGAUCUGAUUUAUUAUUCACGGUAAUUAGUUUGGCCUCCUUAGUGUCCGAAUGGAAGCCAAUAAACCAGGCUGACAUGCCGCUGCAUUGAUUUUGCCCCGAGGAAAGCGCGCAUAAGCGAUGGAUUUUCUUCCGGCGUCCAGCACCGCGAACAUCGCCCCAAUGGAGUGGCCAAAACAUAACAAUCUCCGGCAGACAAGAGCAUGAAAGUCGGAAUGAAUGUUCCGAGGUGUCCGCCAGCGGAGGAAGGAGCUGAGGAGCUGUUGCCUGGGCAUUGUGGCUCUACAAAGCGUGGCGGAAACACGUUGUCCUUGCGCUGAAGCUGUUCAUCAGGAUCCUCGUGAAAUGGAAAAAUAGGUAGAAAUUUGCCUUGCUUUGUAUUGGAAAACAGAAACGAGGGCAUGCAAAUUUUAUGUUUCACAAAAACUAAAU
Messenger RNA from Drosophila teissieri, 1447 nucleotides. RefSeq lists its product as uncharacterized. Lineage: Eukaryota; Metazoa; Arthropoda; Insecta; Diptera; Drosophilidae. The transcript is spliced from 3 exons. Bases 85 to 525 code for a protein of 146 amino acids. The record is from RefSeq and is a predicted model, not a curated record.